AUGACCAGUCUUCUCGCUGCUGCUCAAGGCAGUAGCGAUUGCACCGGAAUCACAGCGACUGCAGCUGCAAAUGUGGAGACGAGCUUUCGAGAUGCCGCCCACAUUCACAGCGAUGGCGCCGUGCUAACCUUCUCGGAUAUCCCAAGCGAACUUUUUCGCCUGCACUCCUUCGACGACAACGACAACGACAACGACAACGACAACGACAACGGUGUCGGCCAACAGCGCCCGCCCAGUCGCGGCAGUCGCGACGCUAGGAAUAAUAACAACAGAAACCACCAGAAACCCCAAGCACAACUGCUGCCUCCACUGGCAACCCAGGUGCCGCAACAGCAAUCGCAGCUCUCCGCCAAUGAUACCUCGGCGGUCAGCACCCCAACAUCAACGGCCACCCACCAUCCGCGAAAACCGUCGCCAGGCCUCGCAGCGCGAUUAAAAGCUUUGGGAUUUGGCACAACUCGCAAAUCCGCGUCGCCGCCUCCAUCGCACCACCUCGAGCCCGUCGGCCGCCUCCCAGAAGAGCAGCUCAGGAAACUCGACCAGAGCUACCAACAGGCAGGCCCGCCAAAACCAAUCGUCGAACGGCGGGGCCGUCCCUGGAAGGGCCUUGCGCGCAUCCCGUCCAGGGCGAGCUUGAAACGAGACUCGUCGCUCGGUGAGACCACGACUGACGAGAGCCCUCAUGAGGCUACAGAUGCCCAGGUGAAGGCCCAGCUUCUUCCCGAAAUCUCGACCUCGAAACCCUUAGAGAUGGACACAAACAAAUAUCGCCUCCCCGACCACACAAACGGGAACGGUGUGAAGGUCCAGCUGGAAACGCGGCAAGAGCACAUCGCGAGAGAUUCGCAGCCUCCCCAGACCCCCGACACACCACCGCCGCCCCUGCCCAAGGACUCGCCGCCCCUAUCCCAAGGCUAUUCGGCAAAUUCGAGCGACGUGUUCAACCCCGACAGCGUUAGCUACUUCAAUCCCCUGGGCCUCCAGCGGCCGGGUUCUAUCUACACCCUGUCGCGCGCCUCGUUCGCAAACCAGCUGGCUCAGCUGACAUCAAUACAACUUCCCGACGCCGAGUUGCUAUCCACCAAAAUCUCUGCAAUCCCGACGGCUCAGGCUGCCGCUAGAGCCCUUAUCGGAGCCGCCGACCAGAUACGCGGCUGGAUAUACAAGGCCUCGGAGGUAAUAGGGGGUCUGGAAAGCGACGACGAUGUCGAGUGGGCGGCCGCAGGCGGGCGCGAGGGCGUCGAGGAGGUCGAGAACGCUAUCGUCCGUUUCGAAGAGCUUAUCAACGUCUAUGUCGGCGCCAUCGAGGACCUGCAAAGUCGCCAUGACAUCGGCGAGGUCUCGUCUGACGACCUCCGCAGAGCCGUAGCACAGAUGGAAGCCAUCAUGGACGAGUGGGCCAAGAUUCGCACGACCCUGCAUCACGUCAAGGCCCAGGUGGAAAUUGCUAUGGAAUGGGAGGAGCUAUGGAACAUGGUGCUGGGAGACAUACAAAACGAGAUGGAUGACCUUAGCCGGCUCGUCUUCGAAAUGGAGGAACGGCGUCACAGAUCCAUCCUGGCCGUCGCUACUAAUGAUGGCGUGGAUAUCGGAGAUCUCGAGACGAUUGUUGAGGAGACUCCGCCGGCUGCUGCGUCGCGAUUGCAGCCCGUCAAUAACCGGUUCAGCCUCCCCGCCUUUCCGGCCAGCCCAAGCUCUCCCUCGCCUGGUGCUACGGGCAUCUCGCAAGAUGACUCGAGCUUGUUAGCCCUGUUUGCGAGGAUGCAGCCUCUCAGGGCGUCGCUCGACUUUCUACCCAUGCGGUUGUCGGUGUUCGAGGCAAGGGCAGAAGGCAUAUUUCCCACGGCCUGUGAGGAACUGGAGAUGAGGAGAUCGAAUCUGGACAACACAUACAAGAAGCUGGAAAAGGACGCGGAAUCUCUGCGCAAGGAGCUCGGCGAAGACCGUUGGGUCCUUGUGUUCCGUGGCGCCGGUCGGCAGGCCCAGAAGAUGUACGAGUCGGUCGAGAGGGGCGUCUCGAGGCUGCGCGAGGCCGUUGAUUCAGGAAUGCAUUUGACAAACCAACCCAUGAUGAGCAAGAAGAUUGAGAACUACGAGGCCAAGAAGACACACUAUGGCCCGUCUAUAGAUCGGGUGCUAUCUAUCAUCGAUAAGGGAGUCAAGGACCGCUUGACCGUCAAUGGAGAGAUUCUGCGCUUGCACAACGAGAUGCAGGCGAAGUGGGAAGACCUGAAGGAGCGCAUGGCGGAGCUCGAUCUCGCCCUAGAAGAGCUUCACGCCGACAAGAAGAGCCAGCAGCUCCGGGAUUCUGUCUCCAGCAUGCUCUCGAACGACAGGUCAACGAUCGCGAGUGGAAACGAAACACCACAGAGCUCGCCCCCGUCUUCUGUCAUAAUGUCGAGCCUGGGGCUUGGCAGCGCCGCAAACAUCAAGGCCACGAAGCCGCGAUCCACAAGCAUUGGGAGCCACCUCCCCCAGCCUUCCAGGAGGCUGUCUUCACUUCCCACCGCAUCUAACCAGAAACCCCAAAAACCCCCUACCCCGCGGGUAUCGGCGCUCUCAACGCCCACGAGAGAAGGCUCUGCCACUCCUACUGGAAACCGGAUACCCCGGCCACCCUCGACGCUGGACCUCAGGCCUAAGUGGAACGGUUCGACUAAUACAUCAAGCGUUGACACGGGUCACAACUUUAAGCCUCUAACACUGACCACUCCAAGCCCAUAUGCUAAGCGCACACCAACUCCGGUUCGCUCCGCAUCCGCACUAACACCUUCGUCCGUCUCUAAGCUACCCAUGCUACGAAGCCCUCUAGCACGGGCGGCAUCUUCGUCACCUAUUCCCGAGAAUACCCCGUCCAGGCUUGCCCCUCCAUCCGGCCAGCGCUCAUUCCGUGAAAGACUCGCGUCUCCUGGUCCGUAUUUUCAGCAGGCCAUUCCAAAACCUCGUCUCACCACACAGGCCUCGCUGUCGGGCCUCAGCAACAGGCGCGCCUCUUUGCAGCCACCAAAACCCCUUGAGUCGUCCCCAGAUGUAACGCCUCGUCCCGCCAGCUCACUAGCCGCAAGUAGACGAACUAGUUUGCUUCCCCAGCCGAAAGGCAAGGUCCAAAUUACCGGGAGAGAGAGCCCUCAGGCGAUUGCUGGUGCUCGAUUUGCGAUGCGCAAAAACAGUAUUUCUUCGUCAGACAGCAAGAACAAGGACGCCAGGCCAAAGUGGCGAGGUUAA
This is a messenger RNA of Lasiosphaeria miniovina, 3225 nucleotides long. RefSeq names its product cortical protein KAR9-domain-containing protein. Gene Ontology annotation, cellular component: spindle pole body; cell cortex; mating projection tip. The transcript has a single exon. NCBI's taxonomy places the organism in Eukaryota, Fungi, Ascomycota, Sordariomycetes, Sordariales, Lasiosphaeriaceae. Gene Ontology annotation, biological process: establishment of spindle localization; mitotic spindle orientation checkpoint signaling; nuclear migration along microtubule. The record is from RefSeq and is a predicted model, not a curated record. Bases 1 to 3225 code for a protein of 1074 amino acids.